Molecule: messenger RNA, 1277 nt
Organism: Hippopotamus amphibius kiboko
Lineage: Eukaryota; Metazoa; Chordata; Mammalia; Artiodactyla; Hippopotamidae
Gene: TAX1BP3
Product: Tax1 binding protein 3
Exons: 4
Coding region: 86-460 (124 amino acids)
Biological process (GO): neurotransmitter receptor transport, endosome to postsynaptic membrane; neurotransmitter receptor transport postsynaptic membrane to endosome
Cellular component (GO): postsynaptic density; postsynaptic membrane; adherens junction
Molecular function (GO): protein binding
Source: RefSeq, a predicted model, not a curated record
CUUUGUUAACCGGGGAGGGCGCGGCGGUGGGGAUCUUUGCUGCGGGCUUCCCUGAGCGCCGCUGGGUUACCAGAUUGGGGUCGAGAUGUCGUACGUCCCGGGCCAGCCGGUCACGGCCGUGGUGCAAAGAGUUGAAAUUCACAAGCUGCGUCAAGGUGAGAACUUAAUCCUGGGCUUCAGCAUUGGAGGUGGAAUUGACCAGGAUCCCUCCCAGAAUCCUUUCUCGGAAGAUAAGACGGACAAGGGCAUUUAUGUCACACGGGUAUCCGAAGGAGGCCCUGCGGAAAUUGCUGGGCUGCAGAUUGGGGACAAGAUCAUGCAGGUGAAUGGCUGGGACAUGACUAUGGUCACGCACGACCAGGCCCGGAAGCGGCUCACGAAGCGCUCGGAGGAGGUGGUGCGCCUGCUGGUGACGCGGCAGUCGCUGCAGAAGGCAGUGCAGCAGUCCAUGCUGUCCUAGCAGCCGCCAGGGUCCCCGACUCGCGAAUGCCCACACCGUGUACAGUGACACCAGUGCCAUGCUCUGUCUGUCCCUCGUCCUGGCUUCUGCUCAUUGUUGGGCCCCCGCUCAGAAGGGCAACAGCUGGUCCCAGAGGCCUGACCCGGCCUGCCUUCCCCCCUCCCACCACUGGCCCGAGGCUCUGGGACCAGCUCUCUCCCUUGGACACUGAGGAUGGGAAACAAGGGCCUGGGGCCGCGUUGGAGUCAGUCUGCGGUGACCACAGGUUUGGCCCUCAGACCCUGCUGCCUGGCCACAGCAGUGCCCAGGGCGAGCAGGGGGCCCCCUUCCUGAGAGCACCAUGUAGCUGGGAAACACACGGCUUGGAGCCUGUGCCCCCUGCUUCUCCCCGUGUUCCCCAGUGGGGACUCGACUCGCUGCCAGAGACACUACGGAGGUUUGCCCGGAUGGAAGCCAGGCAGGCUCGCAGCUCACCCUGCUGCACCGCCACCCCCUGAGGGGUGCUGGCCUCCCUAGGGUUCACCUGCUUAUAGGACUUAGACGAGGUUCAAGGCUGACAUUUCAGGGCAGUUUUCAGGAUUGCCAUUUUCCUCUAUGCCUGUGGGUUUAACUUUUAUAGUUUUUUAAUCACAACUUUGAUACAAAGCAUUUUUAAUCUUACUCUUUGGAGAUGCCAGUUCAACUUUGGAAUUUAGCUUACUAAUUCCACCUGGGAACGACUCUCAGCAAGGGAACCAGCCUUACUUUGGUGACUGUGGAAAUGGGGCAGUAGGAAGCUGCCCCACACCUUGUGCCCAAUAAACAGCGCUGGAAUUCA